AUGCCUUUCACUGCUUCUGACGUCUGCAAGAUCAUCUUUGCGAUCAUCCUGCCUCCUCUGGGAGUUUUCCUCGAGCGCGGAUGCGGUGCUGAUCUGCUGAUCAACAUCUGUUUGACAAUCCUGGGUUGGCUCCCUGGUAUUAUCCACGCGCUGUACGUUGCCUUUCCCAUCACUAGUUGA
This is a messenger RNA of Aspergillus aculeatinus CBS 121060, 180 nucleotides long. Its product is annotated as YqaE/Pmp3 family membrane protein. The transcript has 2 exons. NCBI's taxonomy places the organism in Eukaryota, Fungi, Ascomycota, Eurotiomycetes, Eurotiales, Aspergillaceae. The coding region runs from base 1 to 180 and encodes 59 amino acids. The record is from RefSeq and is a predicted model, not a curated record. Gene Ontology annotation, cellular component: membrane.